AUCCUGAAGUUAAUAUUGAAAAUGUGCUUAAGCUGAUAACUUAUAUACGUGAAACUAUUUGCGUGGAUAGUGCGCAGAUUUGGUCUUUACUACAACGGCAGCCAGCAAAAUAUAACUAUAAACUGAAAUCAGCAUUGCCAAAAUUACCCAAUGAAUCAGUCAAGUCAAGAUCAUCUA
Racocetra persica is the source of this 177-nucleotide messenger RNA. Lineage: Eukaryota; Fungi; Glomeromycota; Glomeromycetes; Diversisporales; Gigasporaceae. The record is from the annotation of a GenBank genome assembly.